UGUUCCGGUGCUGUGGGGCCCAAGCGGGGCGCGAUGGAGAGGCUGGCCAGCAGCAGCAGCAGCAGCAGCAGCGCCGCCGGGGCCGGGGCCGGAGCCGGGGCCGGGCGCGGAGGGCCGCCGGGGUUCGCCGCCUGCGAUCCGUGGGAGAUGCGGGAAAGGCUGGGCACCGGCGGCUUCGGCAACGUUUCCCUCUACCAGCACCGGGAUUUGGGUACAAAAUUAGCAAUCAAGUCUUGUCGCCUGGAACUAAGUGUGAAAAACAAAGAUCGGUGGUGCCAUGAAAUUGAGAUUAUGAAGAAGCUGAACCACCCCAAUAUUGUAAAAGCCUGUGAAGUGCCUGAAGAAAUGAAUUUCCUUGUUAAUGAUGUUCCACUAUUGGCAAUGGAAUAUUGCUCCAAGGGAGAUCUCAGGAAGCUGUUGAACUUACCUGAAAAUUGUUGUGGUCUUAAGGAAAGCCAGAUACUUUCCCUUCUUAGUGACAUUGGGUCUGGUAUCCACUACUUACAUGAAAACAGAAUAAUACAUAGAGAUCUAAAACCUGAAAAUAUAGUUCUUCAGGAUGAAGGUGGGAAGAUAGUUCACAAAAUAAUAGACCUGGGAUAUGCCAAGGACCUGGAUCAAGGAAGUUUAUGUACAUCUUUUGUUGGAACCUUACAGUAUUUGGCACCAGAACUCUUUGAUAAUAAAACCUAUACAGCUUCUGUAGACUUCUGGAGCUUUGGCACUGUGGUCUUCGAGUGCAUUACAGGAUUUAGACCAUUUUUACAUAACCAGCAGCCUUUUACCUGGCAUGACAAAAUCAAGAAGAAAGAUCCAAAAUUCAUCUUUGCAUGGGAAGAAAUGACUGGGGAAAUUAGAUUUAGUGCUCAUUUGCCAAAUCCCAACAGCCUAUGCAGCAUGAUUGUAGAACUAAUGGAGAGUUGGCUCCAACUGAUGCUAAAUUGGGAUCCACAGCAGAGAGGUGGUGGUACAGACCCAGAAACUGGAAACUUCAGGUGUUUCCAACAGAUGGAUUAUCUGUUGAACUUAAAGAUAGUUCACGUCUUAAAUAUGACUUCUGCCAAGAUUUUGUCUUUUUCAUUGCAUCCUGAGGAAAGUCUUCAUUCGCUACAGUCCCGUAUUGAGACUGAGACCGGAAUAAGCACAGGCAACCAAGACCUUCUCCUUGAGAUGGGAGUUUGUCUGGAUCCUCGGAAGCCAGCUUCUCAAUGUGUUAUUGAUGGCAUAAGAGGCUGGGAUAGCUACAUGGUUUAUCUAUUUGAUAAAAGCAAAACGAUAUAUGAAGGUCCUUUUGCUUCUAGGAGUCUGUCUGACUGUGUAAAUUAUAUUGUACAGGACAGCAAAAUUCAGUUGCCUAUAUUGCAGCUUCGUAAGAUAUGGGCUGAGGCUGUGCAUUAUGUUAUUGGGCUAAAAGAGGAUUACAGCCGGCUUUUUCAAGGACAGAGAGCUGCAAUGCUGAGUCUUCUUAGGUACAAUGCCAAUUUAACAAAAAUGAAAAACAACAUGGUAUCAGCAUCACAGCAACUGAAAGCAAAGUUGAAGUUCUUUCAGCAGAGCAUCCACCUUGACCUGGAAAGGUACAGGGACCAGAUGACAUAUGGAAUAUCCUCAGAAAAAAUGCUGAAAGCCUGGAAAGAAAUGAAGGGAAAGGCCUCACAGUGUGAACAGGCUGGAGAUAUUGGCUAUCUAGAUGAACAAAUAAUGGCUUUGCAUACUGAGAUUGUAGAAUUGCAGAGGAGUCCCCAUGCACGGCGUCAAGGUGAUCUCAUGGAAAAUCUAGAACAAAGAGCUAUAGAACUCUACAAGCAACUAAAACGAAGACCCGCAGAUCAUUCCUACAGUGACAGCACAGAGAUGGUGAAGAUCAUUGUCCAGACAGUUCAGAGUCAGGACUGGGUGCUCAAGGAACUCUUCAGACAUCUUAGCAAAUUGUUGGAUUGUAAACAGAAGAUUAUUGAUUUACUGCCAAAGAUUGAAGUUGCUCUAAAUAACAUCAAGGAGGCUGACAACUCAGUGAUGCAAAUGCAAGGGAAAAGGCAGAAAGAAAUCUGGCAUUUGCUGAAAAUUGCUUGUACACAGAGUUCUGCUAAAUCUCCCGUUAGUUCUAAUGGAGAAGGCACGGGUACAUCUUCAGUGCCAGCUUGGCUGUCACAAACCCCACCAGGAAAUGUUCUUCAACCUCUUUCUUCCAUGGAAGCCUCUAGAAAUCUGGUGCCUCUUGCACAUUUAAUAGAAGAAAAUCUAAGCUACCUCGACAGUUUUAGCACUAUUAUACAAGAAGCAAGACAUGAUCAGAAUACCAGUCUAAUGAGUAUUGAUUGGAGUUGGAUAAAUUAGCUGAGUAUACAAAGAGUACAUCCAGAAAUUGCUCAGGGGUUCUGUGUGUGCGUUUGUUCCAUCCUGAACUGACCAUCUGGUACUGCCUGAGAGUCUUACAGUUUGGGCUGGGGUGGGGCAUUUCAAACAUGCCUACUGAACUCAUUCUUCCAAAUUUCACUGAACCCAGCUUUCUGAUAACAGAGUGUUGCAGCUGCUUUAAGGUCAGUCACGUUGUACACCAUUUUGUAAGGCGCUGAUUGCUAUUCUGUGUUCAGCCAAAACAACUAUUUGCUUUCUAACUAAAGGGGAACCUUUCCAGGCUUUGAAAUCGGUCUUGGAAAGUGGCUGGUCCUGCUUCUUACACUAAGAAGUAUGCCAUCCCUGUCAUAGGGCAUAAAAUGCAAUAUAAUGAAAUGUACUAAAAAUAAGCACUGUAUUAUAAAAAUAAGCAAAACAGUUAUUUGAAGGACAAUUUAAAAAUAAACAGUUUUCUAAAUGUUUUAUCAUGGACUUUUCCCCAUAUCUCUUCUAGCUCUUCAGGUGAUAAUUGGUGGUCUCUUUCUUUAAACAUAAUGGAGAUAUUUUUGUUAUAUACUAUCCUAUUUUUAAAUGUAUUAAUUUUUAUACUUGAAAAUGGUUGUUGUCUAACCUUAUCCUAAAUAGGGUGGGUAAUAAUUGUAAAUAAAAGGAGUAGUUUAAAUAAAAUAAGCUGAGUCCACGA
Messenger RNA from Sceloporus undulatus (fence lizard), 3040 nucleotides. RefSeq names its product component of inhibitor of nuclear factor kappa B kinase complex (gene CHUK). The transcript has 21 exons. Lineage: Eukaryota; Metazoa; Chordata; Lepidosauria; Squamata; Phrynosomatidae. Gene Ontology annotation, cellular component: IkappaB kinase complex; cytoplasm. Gene Ontology annotation, biological process: peptidyl-serine phosphorylation; positive regulation of transcription by RNA polymerase II; tumor necrosis factor-mediated signaling pathway. The coding region runs from base 34 to 2337 and encodes 767 amino acids. Gene Ontology annotation, molecular function: IkappaB kinase activity; ATP binding. The record is from RefSeq and is a predicted model, not a curated record.